AUGGCGUCGACGAUUAGCUCCGCGCCGUUUCCAGGCGCCGAAAACUUUGUGAUUGGCAUCAUCGGCAUGGGCGACAUGGGCAAAAUUCAUGCACACGUGGUGCCUGAUGAGCGACUGCCGUUGCUGACCCAACAAGUCUUCCAGAGACUUUGCAUGUGGAUCCUGGCCUGCGACAGAGAGGAAAAGUACGAGGACCUGGUUAAGGAGUUUGCCCACCAUCCUAAUAUACAAAUUCUCCGCAACGGUCAUCUUGUGUCCCGGGCAAGCAACUAUAUCAUUUAUAGUGUUGAAGCCGCGGUCAUCGGCCAGGUUGUUGCCGAAUAUGGUCCUUCGACCCGUCUCGGCGCCAUUGUAGGCGGGCAGACAUCUUGUAAAGAUCCAGAGAUUCGCGCUUUUGAGGAACACCUGCCCAGCGACGUCGACAUCGUCUCCUGCCACUCUCUACAUGGCCCCAAUGUCGACCCUCGUGGCCAGCCUCUGGUGCUCAUCAAGCACCGCGCAUCCGACGAAUCCUUUGCCAAAGUUGAGGCGGUUCUCCGCUCCCUCGGCUCCAAACAUGUCUAUCUGUCUGCUAAGGAGCACGAUCGCAUCACGGCCGAUACCCAGGCCGUCACCCACGCGGCCUUCCUGAGCAUGGGCAAGGCCUGGCAUGCAACCAAACAAUUCCCCUGGGAGAGUAGUCGUUAUGUAGGUGGUAUCGAGAAUGUCAAAAUCAACCUGAUGCUGCGCAUCUACUCCCAGAAAUGGCACGUCUACGCUGGCCUGGCCAUCCUCAAUCCCGAGGCUCACAAGCAGAUCAACCAGUUCGCCAAGUCAACCACCGAACUUUUUUACCUCAUGCUCGAGGGUCGCCGCGAGGAAUUGCGCGCCCGCGUUUACGCCGCUAAAGAGCGAGUUUUUGGACGUGACGAUAACCCCAAGUGGGGCCCGAAACCCCUACUUCCUGAAGGAGUCGUCGACCGCUUCAGCCUAUCCAAGAACAAUGCCCACGGCCCAUCCAUCCCUAACAACCACCUCAGCCUGCUCGCCAUGGUCGACUGCUGGAGUGCGUUGGGCAUCGUACCGUACGACCACAUGAUCUGCUCAACUCCACUUUUCCGGCUCUGGCUCGGCGUGACCGAGCACCUCUUCCGCACGCCGGGACUACUGGAUGAGUCGAUCCGUGUAGGCAUCGAGGACACGACGUACCGGCGGGAUGACUUGCAGUUCACCAUUGCCGCUUGUGGCUGGGCGGAGUGUGUUGCUUUGGGCCAGUUUGAGACGUGGAGAGAGCGGUUCUGUGUCACACAGAAGUUCUUUGAGCCACGGUUUGCAGAAGCGAUUCAGGUCGGUCAGGCGAUGAUUAAAGCUGUUUUGGAAGCGGAUAAGGAAGAUGAGGUGGUGGAGAAGGAAUAA
Messenger RNA from Thermochaetoides thermophila DSM 1495, 1395 nucleotides. RefSeq names its product prephenate dehydrogenase-like protein. The record is from RefSeq and is a predicted model, not a curated record. The coding region runs from base 1 to 1395 and encodes 464 amino acids. The transcript has 5 exons. Gene Ontology annotation, biological process: L-tyrosine biosynthetic process. Gene Ontology annotation, molecular function: prephenate dehydrogenase (NADP+) activity; prephenate dehydrogenase (NAD+) activity; NAD+ binding. NCBI's taxonomy places the organism in Eukaryota, Fungi, Ascomycota, Sordariomycetes, Sordariales, Chaetomiaceae.